CACAGGGAAUGCAGAGUAAUUCCUGACGAGCCGAAGCACUCAGACCCUGCUUUAGGCUGUCAGAACUGUUUAGAGCUGCUGUGCAAACUAACUACUGUACGCAGAAACCAGGGAUAUUAUAUCACUGGUGCCUGAUCAAAAAGUGUAUUUACAUGCAAACCUAGUUUCACAGUUUUUACUGGAGUUACUGCUGAUGACAUGGUCAUGGUGAACGAAAAAGUGGCUCACCCUCAGGACCCCCACAAGCCAACAGAAAAGCCAGCCAUCCACUGUUUCAAAUGUGGAGACCCAUGUAAAGGACAAGUACUACGUGUCCAGUCCAGACAUUUCCACCUCCAAUGCUUCACUUGCAAAGUUUGUGGCUGUGACUUGGCCAAAGGUGGAUUUUUCAUGAAGAACAGUGAUUACCUUUGCACCUUGGACUACCAGCGACUGUAUGGAACUCGUUGCCAGGGCUGCAGAGAGUUUGUGGAGGGAGAAGUAGUCACAGCAUUGGGAAAGACCUAUCAUCCCAAAUGCUUUGUUUGCUCCAUAUGCAAACGCCCGUUCCCAGCAGGGGACCGUGUGACUUUCAAUGGAAAGGAUUGUCUGUGUGAGCACUGUGCCCAGCCAAAGUCAUUGAGUCCCAAAGAGAUUGUCAGUAGCAGCAAUUGUGCAGGCUGUGGCAGAGACAUUAAAAAUGGACAAGCUCUACUGGCUCUUGAGAGACAGUGGCACCUGGGUUGUUUCAAGUGUAAGGCCUGUGGGAACGUUCUUACUGGAGAGUACAUCAGCAAGGAUGGUGCUCCCUAUUGUGAAAAGGAUUAUCAGAGUCUAUUUGGUGUGAAAUGUGAAGACUGUGGCAAAUUCAUCACUGGAAAGGUCUUGGAGGCAGGUGACAAACAUUAUCAUCCGAGUUGUGCACGAUGCAGCAAAUGCAACCAGAUGUUUACAGAAGGGGAAGAAAUGUACCUGCAAGGUUCCACAGUUUGGCAUCCCGACUGUAAGAAGUCUACCAGGGCUGAAGAGAAACAAAGGCCUACACGGUCUUCUUCUGAAAGUAUUUCCUCCAGACCUGGUUCUAGCAUACCCAGCUCACCUGGCCACACAAUUUAUGCAAAAGUGGACAAUGAGAUUCUUGACUACAAGGACCUGGCUGCAAUCCCCAAAGUCAAGGCCAUUUAUGACAUUGAACGGCCUGACCUGAUCACUUACGAACCAUAUUUUGGUGCCACUUUUGAGGAUAGACAUGAACGUCAUAGUAUGGGAGAGUCGCCAAGGACACUUUCCCCUACACCUUCCACUGAGGGAUACCAUGAUGUGCGUGAUCGAAUGGUGCAUAGAUCCUCCAGCCAAAGCUCCAUCAGUUCUCCCAGUUACACUCGUCACUGCUAUACUCCCACUGUGGCUCGUUCUCCACAGCAUUUUCACAGACCUGGCACUGAGCCAUCCAGUGGUCGGAACUCCCCUCUCCCUAGUCGGUCAGAGAGCAGGCCUCUAACACCAUCUUAUGUUCAGGCCCCCAAACAUUUCCAUCUUCCAGACCAAGGGAUUAAUAUCUAUAGAAAGCCUCCGAUCUACAAGCAAUAUGAUGCAGCUGCAAUGGCAGCACAACUCAAGACAGGCGUGGAGAUCAUCAAGUCAUCCAAGUUCCCAGCUGCCCAGGCUCCAGAUCCUGAUCAAACAUCUGAGGUGGAGGCUGACUACUGGCCAGGUUCAGGUACCAUAGGAGCAGAUAGGAGGCGGGGGAGUGAACGAGAAGAGGAAGAUGAGGAAAAGCUCAGACGUCGACAACUCCAGGAGGAGCAACUUAGCAAAAUCCAGUCAGGCCUCGGGAAGCUGAUCCUGAAGGAAGAGUUGGAAAAGGAGAAGCAAGCCCGAUUAGCAUCUCAAGCUCUCUCUGCUGACGUCCAGUUCAGACAUCGUUAUGAUUCUGCAGGGAAUGCAUCUCUGCAUGCUUCUGCAUCCAAAACAUCUUCCCUCCCUGGUUAUGGAAGAAAUGGGCUACAUAGGCCACAAUCCACAGAUUUCACACAAUACGACAGUUACAGUGACGUAGGAGAAACUGUCAGAGGUAGAAACGCUGGUAUGUUGAUGCCAUUAAGAAGGUCAAAAAAUACGUUAAACCCAACACAGGAUGGAACUGUUCAAGGAACAAGGAUGGACAGGGGAGUUUCAAUGCCUAACAUGCUGGAGCCAAAGAUUUACCCUUACCAAGUACUUGCAGUGACUAACAGGGGACGCAGCAAAUUACCAAGAGAUGUAGACAGAACAAGACUGGAGCGUCAUCUAGCCCCUGAUGUUUUUUACCAUCUAUUUAAUAUGGCCAUCCAGGAGUUUGACAGGCUACCACUUUGGAAGCGGAAUGAACUUAAGAAGAAAGCUCACCUCUUCUAGUCAACAAAAUGCUUGAUGGAAAUGGGUGACCGCAGAGGCCAAAUAGCAAAGUAAUAUUUUGUAAGGGAAGCAUUAUGGAAGUUAGCAAAAUCCCUAUGCUAAUGCAGAUGACCAGUGCAAGGUCAGAGAAAUUGACAGUUGUAUAAAAGUUGCGAUAAUUUUCACCUGAGAAUUCUAUUGCAAUUUCCUUAAUAACAUUAAUGACAGUAAUAUCAUUUCUUGUUAAACAAUAACUUUCUCUGACCUUUCUAGAGUUAUUAUAGAUUGGUUAUUGUAAUGAAUUGGAUAACAAAUUUUCUUUUAUAAAUAAUUUGAAUACUGUGCUUUGGAAGCAUAUUUAAAUAUUUAGCCAUACUACUCUAAGCAACCUGCAGCAACCAGUGUUGUAUGCCUUGCACUGUGAAAGCCUGGGUUUGUGGAUACAAGAGGUGAGGGUUUUAAUUUGGAGUUGGUUUGUACAAAGUUGUGCUUUGGAUUUUAUUGCUUGAAAACUUCUACACUGUGUGCUGUCGUUGAAAAGAUGUAUGUACAGCUGCUAUACAUAAUAGUCAUGUCAGAGAGAAAUAUACAAGAAAAAAUGACAAGAGAAAUGUGUUCAGAGUCAGCAGUUCAGGUUCAUGGAGAAAUGAUAAAAUGACUUCAUAUCAGUGUGUCACUUCGUUCAUUUGUAUUGAAAACAAAACAGGAAAUGUUGAAAUUAUUGCCCAGAUAUUUUGUGUAUCACGUUAUUACUUGUGUCUGUACUUGCCUUAAUGUUAUAAAUUGUCACUUGCAUCGAUUCCCUGAGUACCACAUCAGUCCUUUAUUAUUUUGUGCGUUGGGACAUUGCAAGUGUCAUAAAUGACUAUUUCAUUUGCUUAAGUACUUUGAAUAAAUGGGCCAGUUUUCAUAUCAUUCCCAGCUGAUCUGCAGUUAAGAGCCUAGAAAUUAUAGCUUGGGGUUGUAUGUAAUUAUUCUGCACACUGUUUUAAUUGAGGCAGUUACCGUAGCUUACUGUCACUAUUGAAAUAGUGCAGGAUUAAUACAUUAGUGUUAUAUUGUAUAAUUUCGAGACUAAUAUAUUCCCACUUCAUAAAAAAAAGUUACAUCAUCUUUAAAAGUAUGAUAUAGUCUUAUAAGGAUGCUGCAGUGUGCCUGCCAAAGAUCUUAUUUGGAUUAGACCUGAAUGGAUAGGCAAUUCGGUACAGUAUAGAGAGAAAAUUAUUAUAUGUAUAUAUGUACAAACUAUAGCCACAGUUCAAUAGAAACCAGGCAUGGGGAGUUGCUGCCUUAGACUAAGUUUUAACAUGUUGAAGAAUACAAUAGGAUAAAUGAUACAACAGGUAAGCAUUUUAUCCUAUCUGUGUUCCCACCGGGUGCUUUUUUCCAUGUAAAUUAGUUUUGCCCCCCUUUCCUGACAUGAUUCUGAAGUUAUUAAGUAAUUUCCCUGAGACGAUACAUUAGAAUAAUAGAUUACAAUCAGCCCCUUAUAGCAUUGUCACUCAUUGUCUUAGAGGCAAUGGUGAAUUUUCAGUCAGCUUAUAGAACAACUGAAUUAUCUUUUGGUUUUUAAAUGCUUUCACUGAAUAUUACAAUUAAAUAUUCAAUUAUGUAAAUCCAAGAAUUUUCACUGCACCUGAAAAUUAUAUCAUCUUGUGUUUGUAAAAGAAAAAUGUCUUUAAAAAGCAAUUGAAAUUAAUGAACAGUGGAUAAUUCACCACAUGGCUCACCCCAAACAAUAUUUUGUUCCUUCAACCAAACAUUUCAUUUGCAUUUUAAUUUAUCACCAGGUAUUCAAUUGUAGAAUUUGUGUGCAUUUUCUAUAUUUUAUACAUUAUGCAUUUUAUCUAAUUUGAAGUCUUGUUGUAUUGGUUGCAAUUUUUCUCGAUACUGUGGGGUAUAACUUUGUCUUGAGCAGUGAUAGAAAAUGGAUAACAGCAAAUCAACAGCAGGGUUACACUCCACUUGAUAUUCAGUUCCAUGUAGUUUAUGGAAAACAGAAUUAAGCUGAUGUCGAAAUAGGGUGCCCUAAUGUCAGUGCUCAUUUAGUAUCCCUACCCAAUUUAUAUCCCAAAGUUUUGAAGGGUGCACGUGAAAUCAACAUUUUGUGUGUGUGAGACAGUUUUGCAGUGAAGCUUAACCUGCAUGUUGUAAAUUAGGUGUUAAGCUUUGAACUGACUCCAAAACGAAGGAUAGUGAGGCUCACUCCUGCGGGGAGUCUCACUUUGUCACAUACCACUAUAGGUUGAGCUGAUCCUUAAACUUAGGCUAUGGCUCACCGGACAGAAUUUCGUCUACUCUGUAUUUCUUGGUGGAAAUCAGCCAUUAUAACUCACUCCCAGCAGUACCCUGCAUCUAAAGGGAGAAAAGGAAAGUUGAACUUGUACUUCAGGGGUCUAGAAACGGUCAUUAAUCCAAUACUUAUAGAUGAAAAUUAGAUACCUUUAUAUAGUUCUUUCCUCAAUUGCAUAGGAUCUUCAGGCAAGCACUCAACUGCUUCCUCUGUCAUCAGAUGUUAUCCACUAAAUCCUAAGCAAUGCAAUUGGGGGAUGGAUAUUUGGUUGCAGAGAUCUCUGCCACUAUUUCUUCUGCUUUUCUCUUCUUUGCAGGGUACAAAGCAUAGGAAAAUAGGCCUCAUAAUCUGUUGCAGAUGAAACACUGAAAACCGUAUCUGUGUGAUUCUGAUAAUGGGAGUUUGUUAGUGAUAAGUGAUAUGAUUCUUAUAGUCAACAAGUACUUGCCUGCUUGAUAUUGUGUGGAAACUUACAAGAAGUCAUUACAUUUAGAGUUUUAUCUGGUUCACUUGGAUAUGGUGCAAAGUUUUAAAAAUGGACCUAAUGCAAGUUGCCUCCAGAAUUGUAUGUUCAAUUCUGCUUUAUCCCCUCUGUGCUUUUUAAUUGCAACUGCUAGCAUUCAGAUAUCAUGAAGUAUGUAAUUUUUAAAAUAAUGAUGGAAUUUAACACCUGCAGGAAGCGUUCUGAUUCAAUUGGAAGAGUUAAGUGUAGGAAAUGUGGUCAGAUUUUUAAAAGUUGCUUUUCUUUUAGUCUAUCAGUGAAUGCCAUGAAUCAAGCAAAGUGUCAGUGUUUUAUUUAUUGUCUUCGUUCUUUAAAUUAGUCAUACUAGUAUGAAUAAAAAUGUGAAGAAUUAUGUUGACAUUUUUGGCAUAACGUUGGAGUAAUACUCUGCUUAGAGUCACUGAGGCAUGCCGUAUGGUUGCUUGGUAUUAGUUAAUUAACAGCUAAUAUGUGUAGUGCAAUAUGGAGCAAAUAUAGAAGUUAAGAAUUUACAAGCACCAGACUGAGCAUUUUGGUUAAACUGGACUUUGUUAGUUUUCUCAUAAGAUGUUGUAACUGGCAUUUUCACGUAAUGUUCUGUUUAAUAUUUAAAACUCCAGUUUUAAAACACUUUCCUAAAACAAGUUAACAUGUUACAUAAAAUUUACAGCAAGGGAAAAUACCCUUGAGCCCAACUGGUCUGUGUCUGAGUUUAUGUUCCACAUGACUUUUCUCCUUUAUCUAACCCUAUCAGGAGUCUCAUUUCAAUUUCAGAAUACAACUGAAUCAUUUUAAUAUCUUGUGUAAUAUAUAGUGAUGGGAGCUAAUUUGUUUUAUACAGAUUAAGCUUCCAGGGCCACAGUGCUGAGAGACAAGCAGUGUAAAACUGUGACAGAUGUCAAAGCAACUUAAAAAAAAAUGCACUUAAGUCUUUACGAGUUGAUAAUCAUGGCUGUGAACCUAAAUGCCUGUAACAGAAACAAACUGCAACCUGAUAAUUGCCGAAUAAAAUGAAAAUGAUUAGUAAUAAAGUCAGAUUUCAGGGUGAGAUUUCUGACUUCUCACCAAGCAUCAUUGGAGUUGAUACAUAUUGCUGAAACUGAUGGGCUGUCCUUGUAAACACUGAUUACAUUCUGACUAACUUUGUUUCAUUAAACGGAUUGUUUAAUAAAUGAACUUCUGCCUUAUAAAAUUACAUUAAAUGUCAAGGGUGUAUAUUUAUGUAUGUGUAUUUCUACUAUAAAUACGAUUUAUUUUCCUUGAUCUCUCAGUAUCACACCACUGUCCUGGCCAAGAGGUCUUGUUGACGAUCUGCUCAGAACCCAUGGGAAUAUUUCUAUUCAGCCUAUCUCCAUCUCCCAUUUCUAUUUUCCCUUUAUGGAACUCCAUUCCAGUGCCUUCUCAUGACAGUGUGACUGAGACCAUUAACUCACUGUGUGCAGGUGGCUAGUUUAGGGAAAGGCAAAAUUUAACUGGUCCAGUCAAGAGCUCAAAAACUGUUUGAGACAACAUAGUAGAAGCAUUACCUUACAUUUCAUUGUACCAUACCUAAUGUGGGAAGGUGUGAAUGACAAAAAUGUAGCAAUUAUAAUUUUUCCACAAUAAUAUCCUUUGCCUUUAUUUUGACAAGGUUAGUUAAAGUCAAUGGAUAUACUGUAAUAUAUUCAAAUAAAUUAACAGUUACAUUCACCGUUAUUUAAUUGCAUUUAUCAGAGAAAAAGCAUCAUGAGAGAUAAGUUUAUGAAAGCGAUAAGUGCCUUGGUCUUAUAUUUGAUUUCAUUC
This is a messenger RNA of Hemiscyllium ocellatum (epaulette shark), 6911 nucleotides long. RefSeq names its product actin binding LIM protein 1b (gene ablim1b). The transcript is spliced from 23 exons. NCBI's taxonomy places the organism in Eukaryota, Metazoa, Chordata, Chondrichthyes, Orectolobiformes, Hemiscylliidae. Gene Ontology annotation, molecular function: actin filament binding. Gene Ontology annotation, biological process: cilium assembly; cytoskeleton organization; lamellipodium assembly. The record is from RefSeq and is a predicted model, not a curated record. Gene Ontology annotation, cellular component: actin cytoskeleton; stress fiber. Bases 199 to 2376 code for a protein of 725 amino acids.